AUGAGGAUAUGGGACGCAUUUACGCCUGUAUUGAGUGUUGUUACAUUGAGAGGUGCUGACGCUUCUGCUCAUUCAAUGGGUGUGAAGGCAGAUAAUCGUUUAUUAUUUGGUAAUGGAUGUAAUUUGGAUGAAAUUGAAAGGAGCAACGAUAGUCAUGGUUAUUCUCUGAAGUGGAGGUGUAAAGUAUUCGAUGAAAAGGGUUGUAAUAUCGAUGGAUGUAUUGUACGAAAUGAUAAGCUGAUAAUUGUGUAUGGAGACAAAUCGUUGGCGUUCUUGACGAGGAGUGAUGAUGAUGACUGUGCUCGGAUGGAAUAUACGUUUCAUUUCGACGACUGGAUACGGACAGCGAAGAUAGUUGAUGAGGGAUCGUUGGUGAUUUUAUUCGCAUCGAACACUGUCGUCGCAUACGCAUUGAAUGAAUCGGAAUCAAAUGAUCGAUGGAUGAUCGAGCUGAAUGAAUGCAAACGAAUUCGAUCGUCACAUAAAGCAGUAUUAUUGAAUUCAUUAUUGGAUGGCAAUUCUUGGCCACGAUUACGGGCCGUUGUGGGCACAGUGAUGGGUGACAUUCUCAUUUGGUAUCCAUCGGAAGGUCCUGAUAUCACUCAACAUUUUAUUGGUCAUACAGGCAUGAUUUUCGGUAUGGUUUUGGAAGAGGAUGGCACAAAGGAAUACUUAUAUUCAAUUAGUGAUGAUCGAAGCUUGCGGUUGUGGUCAGUGAAGAGAUGCAUACAACUUGAUCAGGUCUAUGGUCAUCUGGCUAGACCUUUUGCGAUUUGUAAUGUUUUGAAUCAACCAGAUAUGAAUGUGAUAACUGCUGGACAGAGAAUUUGUAAAGUGGUGUCUUCGAGACGAGAAUUAAGUGAGAGUGGAUGUGUGUGGUUAGCCAAGGGUGAUGAAGAAGCGAAUGCAGUUUGUGAAUAUGGUAGCAACCUGUUGAUAGGUACUCGUAAAGGAACGAUUGUUAUCAUUGAUGAAAGAAAGAAUGAGAUCAUCCAUAGCGAACGAUAUUGUCACGGAAGGCAAUCAAUCAGCGAUAUGCUCGUUCGAUAUCCGACACUUUAUUCGAUCGGUCGUGAUGGCAAAUUGCUCGUUUGGAAGGUUGUUGAACAGCAGGAUGAUGUGAAUCGAGGUACCAUCAAAUUAAAUUUGCUUCAAAGAAGAACACCAUCAUUUUGGCUGGAUAUGGAAUGGCCAUGCAAUUUUAUAAAAAAGCGCUCUGAAGAGAAAACGUUCUGGAUUGGUGGAUUCCAUGGAAAGAAGUUCGUAUUGAUUGAUUAUGAGACUGGAUAUGAAUUAUGUGAAGUGAAUUGUGGUGGAGGGCAUCGCAAAUGGCAGUUCAGUAAAUCUUUGAAUAACAACAGUGGGAAUGAUGCUGCUAGGUUCACGUUUCUCUCUAAAGGAGUUCUACUUCAAAUCGACGUUACGCUAGCCAGAUUCGAUCUCAUCUCGUUAUAUCAGUUGCGUUUAAAAGGAGAUGCUCGUUUGAUAGAUGUACACCUUAAUGAAUGUCAACCAAAUUUCUCAUUCGUCAUCUCUGCAUCAGAUUCGCGUCUUGAGUGGUACCGCUUAAAAGAAGAUCGAUCAGGCAUAGAAUCGUUCAUAUCGCUAUCGUCUAUACUCCGCACAAAUCACCAAACAUCCAAUCUAGUCAUCACCAAGCUGAAAUGCAUUCUUUCAAAGCGUUCCAUUCAUACUCUGUAUGCAAUCACAACAUCCGGAUUGUUGAUGAUAUUCGAAGAUAUCCAUGGCAACCCUCACCACUACCGCAUUUAUCAAGUUCAGAAGGCCGGGUUAAGUGCGUUGGAUGUGAUGACAUUUGAAGGACAACAGUCACAAUGCAUUGAUGAUAAAUCCAUUCUCAUCUCGAUCGGCUCUGAAUCUGGUCGUGUUCAUGUUAUGUCUAUGCAGUUAUCACCUAACAACCAGCAUAUCCUUAAAUAUAUCGAUUGGCAUGGAACUACGUGUACAGAUAUACGUUUACAUGAAAGUGCAAUCGAUAAAUCAACUAAAGUAAUAUCAAUAUCACUCGAUUGUAGACUUGCAGUGUUUUCGUUCAGUCAACUAAAGAACAAGCUUGAAUUGCAUCGUGCGUUAAUGUUGAAUGUAUCAGAUCCAUCCUCGUUUUGUUUUAUUACAAAUCAACAAGAUAACCUCGACAAGAUCGUUGUUGUUGGUUCAUGUCUACAAAUUGUCCCAUUCGACGAAUUGUUACUAUGA
Anisakis simplex (herring worm) is the source of this 2217-nucleotide messenger RNA. Lineage: Eukaryota; Metazoa; Nematoda; Chromadorea; Rhabditida; Anisakidae. The record is from the annotation of a GenBank genome assembly.